CUGCGGGAUAUGGUUCUCAUAAGCGAUCAUGCGUUCCGCGGUCCUUUCCUAUCGAUUCAAGCCGUGCGCCUGAAGCGGCUCGUUUUGCACGGACCGAUCCUCCAGUCCAGCCUCGAGCACUGCCGAUCGCUCGCAUACCUCUUCCUUGCCACGUCCGCGCAAGCAGUCUUCCUGCCGCACCACCGCGGUCUCGCCAGCCUCGACCUGUCCUCCGAAUCCCAGAUCAUAAGGCACAUGGAGACAGUGGUAGAUUCCCG
Mycena citricolor is the source of this 257-nucleotide messenger RNA. The record is from the annotation of a GenBank genome assembly. Lineage: Eukaryota; Fungi; Basidiomycota; Agaricomycetes; Agaricales; Mycenaceae.